Messenger RNA from Globicephala melas (long-finned pilot whale), 2170 nucleotides. It is a transcript of the gene CCND3, whose product is annotated as cyclin D3. Lineage: Eukaryota; Metazoa; Chordata; Mammalia; Artiodactyla; Delphinidae. The record is from RefSeq and is a predicted model, not a curated record. Gene Ontology annotation, cellular component: cytoplasm; nucleus; cyclin-dependent protein kinase holoenzyme complex. Gene Ontology annotation, molecular function: cyclin-dependent protein serine/threonine kinase regulator activity. Gene Ontology annotation, biological process: regulation of cyclin-dependent protein serine/threonine kinase activity; mitotic cell cycle phase transition.
UCAGGGAAGCGGCGCGCUCGGCGGCGGGGGCGGGCUGAGGCUCCGCCGCGCAGUGCCAGCGCCAGCACUAGACCCGCGCCCCGCGCUCUCCGGCCCGCCGCCUGCGUUCUGGCUCGCGAGCCCGCACUCCCGCCCUGCCCGUGCGCUGCCCGAGUAUGGAGCUGCUGUGCUGCGAGGGCACCCGGCACGCGCCCCGGGCCGGGCCGGACCCGCGGCUGCUGGGGGACCAGCGUGUCCUGCAGAGCUUGCUCCGCCUGGAAGAGCGCUACGUGCCCCGCGCCUCUUACUUCCAGUGUGUGCAGAGGGAGAUCAAGCCGCACAUGCGGAAGAUGCUGGCGUACUGGAUGCUGGAGGUGUGUGAGGAGCAGCGCUGUGAGGAGGAAGUCUUCCCCCUGGCCAUGAACUACCUGGAUCGCUACCUGUCCUGCGUCCCCACCCGCAAGGCGCAGUUGCAGCUCCUGGGUGCGGUCUGCAUGCUGCUGGCCUCCAAGCUGCGCGAGACUACGCCCCUGACCAUCGAAAAACUCUGCAUCUACACCGACCACUCUGUCUCUCCCCGCCAGCUGCGGGACUGGGAGGUGCUGGUCCUGGGGAAGCUCAAGUGGGACCUGGCUGCCGUGAUUGCCCAUGAUUUCCUGGCCCUGAUUCUGCACCGGCUCUCUCUGCCCCGUGACCGACAGGCCUUGGUCAAGAAGCACGCCCAGACUUUUUUGGCCCUCUGUGCUACAGAUUACACCUUUGCCAUGUACCCGCCAUCCAUGAUUGCCACGGGAAGCAUUGGAGCUGCAGUGCAAGGCCUGGGUGCCUGCUCCACAUCUGGGGAUGAGCUCACAGAGCUGCUGGCAGGGAUCACAGGCACUGAAGUGGACUGCCUGCGGGCCUGUCAGGAGCAGAUUGAAGCUGCCCUCAGGGAGAGCCUCAGGGAAGCCGCCCAGACCUCCCCCAGUCCAGUGCCCAAAGCCCCCAGGGGCUCCAGCAGCCAGGGGCCCAGCCAGACCAGCACUCCCACAGAUGUCACAGCCAUCCACCUGUAGCCCUGGCGAGGCCCCCUCGAGUGGCCACCGACAGCAGAGGAGGGGACACUGCCACCCCCCUCCCUGCCUGCAGGAACGAACCAUGCCACAGCUGAAGCCCGAGGGGGCUCCUUCCUACUUGCCUGUCGCAAGCCGAAGGGGUCGGGUCCUACCUGUCCCUGCAGUGUGCACUAAGGGGCCUGGCCAGCUGCGGCGGGUGGCCAGUCAGGCUCCUCCUCCUCCCUGCAUCUGACCAGCUCAGCCCCCAUCCCGGUCCUAGCUGGGGGCGGGCCAGGCUGGCCAGAGAUGAAAUUGAAGUCUGUAGAAUACAUGUGCCAGCAUUCCUUUUGGGGGCCCCCUUAUCUCUGGGGCUCUCGUGUUCUCAACUGCCAAAGUUGAACCCGGGCCCUCGGCAGUGAAAGCGCGGAGUCCUAACCACUGGACUGCCAGGGAAUUCCCUAGUUACUGCAUUUGGAUUGGGGUCUUUCUGAAGAAUCCUCACAUGUUCUAGACACAUGUGAGAAGAAAGAGUGGACAUCUCCUCUCAAUGCACUUGGAGGCCCCUGCAUAAUCCAUGCUCUCAGCUGCUCCUAGAGGGAGGGGCCCUGGCCUCUGUCUGAGGGGCAGGAACCAACCUCCUCGCUUUGCUUUCUGCUCAGCUUCUCCUGUGUGAUUGGGGGGUGGAGGGGCAGUGCUGAAGGAAGAGGUUGUUUUAAUUUAUUAAUUGCUUUGAGUACAGCUGUAAGAGGGUGUGGUGGGGCCCAUCUACCCUGAGUGGUGGUGACCCUGGUGGUUGCUGCAUUCCUCCCCUAUCCUACCGCUAGAGGAUCUUCAUGGCCGAGGAGCUGCUACAGCCUGGGGUGGGGCCACGCCCUCCUCUCCCUCUGGCCCUCUGCUCCAUCCUGCAAGGCUGGGGGAUGAAGUAGCAAUGACCUGGAGGUGACCAAGCCCCCUGUCUGGAGAGGGAGGCAAGCCCUGUUGACACAGGUCUUUCCCGAGGCCACAAGGUCCAGGCUGGUGGCCCAGGACCAUCACGCUACCUUAAUAAAGAUUCUGAAAUAAAACUCUCUUUGGCUUCUUGGAUUGGAUGGCAGUGUGGGCAAAAGCCUAUAUCUAGAGGGUGGAAAUCAGUGGUCUCAAGUAGGGGUCGCCAAGCC